GCCAUCUUGUGACUUUUGGCGGGAACAGUUGACGUUUUACUUUUUAAAGAUGUUGAAGAUAGCAGCUAUUGUUUCACUGAUGCUGAUUGCGACAUGGUCCCAGGCGGACUCUAGGAAACACAAAAAGGAUGCUACGGCCCCGGAAGACUUUGAGCCAUCAGGCAGCACCCUGUGGGCUGCUGGCAUAUCCUGCGACUCCUGCGGGAGUGAGUGCGCGUCAGCAUGCGGCACCAGGCACUUCAGGUCGUGCUGCUUCAACUACCUGAGGAAGAAACGCGGCCCUGAAGGCGUUAAGUUCUGGUAUCCCAACCCUCAAGAGAUGAAAGAGAAUCAAGUGGAUAAAAUGCCGGUAUAUUUGGUCAAGAGCCUACCCGAGCCUUGGUACGCCAGCCUGUCAAACGAUUUCAAACCUUACCCCUUCGAAGAUGCGGUCGACAACCACAUGCAGAUCGUGUAUGAUGCUUAAGUUUUAAAUUUUUAAAGGCUGCAAUACCAUUUCAAAAUGUCUCUAUGGCCAGCAAUAUACCUUUAAAAAAAGUUUGGAUUGCCCGUCUGGUGUUUAGCCACCAUAUUAUUUUCACAGAUUAACUAUGAAGUGAAAAAUAAAACCUUCAUGUAAAAAAGUUGUCAAAACUUUUUUUUUAUAUAAAAAAUGGUCUUUUUGGCCAGUAAAUUGCUGAAGAUAGAGCAUUUUGACCGUCAAUUUUUUAAGAAUGAGAGUCACCUGAGUAUAUUUUUACUAAAUUAUAGCAAAGCUAGCUUUUAAGUACAAUAUUAGAUUAAUAAUAAAUUAAUUUAUAAGGCUACCGAUACCAUAAUUAUGUAAACUAGCCGAGACUGACAACUAUCAUGGGCAUUUUUUGUAAUAACUAACUCAAACUGAAAAUGUACUUUUGAAAUUUUCUUUGGUCAUUUUCCAAAAAAUCCGCAAGCUGA
Molecule: messenger RNA, 936 nt
Organism: Ostrinia furnacalis (Asian corn borer)
Lineage: Eukaryota; Metazoa; Arthropoda; Insecta; Lepidoptera; Crambidae
Gene: Trissin
Product: trissin
Exons: 4
Coding region: 50-466 (138 amino acids)
Source: RefSeq, a predicted model, not a curated record